AGAUAAUGCAGAGGAUGGAGGAGGAGGUAGAAUGCAUGAAGAAGGCGAUGCAGCGCGCACACCAAGCAGCAAUUCAGCAUACCCAAACAUCAUGGGGACAGGUGCUCGGGCAAUCAGCGCAAACAACAGCUUGCCCAGUGGUGGAACAAGUGCACAUAGUGCUGGAACAAAUGCAAGCACAGGAGCUGGGAGCCUUGGAGAGCAGACAAUAAGCGAACCAGCAACUCCAGAAUCUACUGGGAUCGAUGCUGAUAUGGAAGGCAGCAACAUGGAGGCAUAUUCCACACCUAAGCCACCUUUACAAGGAACAAAAUUUGACACCCUGGAGAGCGCACGUGACCACUACAGCACCUACGCGCAGGACUGGCUUUGCAAUUAGGCAGCAAUUUAAGAAAGAGAGGGUUGAUGGAACUAUAAGCAGGGUGCUACUAGUUUGUACAAAAUAUGGCAAACGACGCAAGGAUAGGGAUGAGCUGCAAGAUGUGGAAAACCCAGCCAGCAUUGUCAAGAAGAGGAAAAAAAGAAAUUUGUUAGGACUGAAUGUGAAGCGCACAUGUACCUAUCCCACGAUGAUGCAUGGUGGACUGUUGACCGUUUCGAGGACACCCACAAUCACCCCCUGAUCAAAAAGUCGUCCCUAACAAAAUUCUUAUCAUCACAUCGGUACAUUCCGAAGGAGGAGCAGGACUUCUUGAGGGUUCUGCACGGAUGCAACGUUGAGACUGCGAGGCAGAUGCAGCUGAUGUCAUGGUUCUACGGGAGCGCUAAAGACGUACCCUAGACGACACAAGACAUUGCUAAUCAACGAGCUAAGUUCCGCUUAGAGCACCGCCACAAGGACGUUGGGAGCACAAUUGCAUACUUCCAAGAGAUGAGGGCCAAAGAUUCAUAUUUCUACUGGAGAAUCAAACUUGAUGAUGAGGACAAGGUUGAGAACUUGUUCUGGAUAGAUGGCGCAUCACGCAGGGCAUAUGCAAAGUAUAAUGACUGUUUGUCGUUUGACACGACAUACAUGACAAACAUGUACAAGAUGCCGUGUGCACCAUUCAUUGGAAUUAAUAACCAUGGUCAAUCCAUCCAGUUCGGGUGUGGCUUCGUUCGAACGAACUAAAGGAAAACUUUGUGUGGCUGUUUAACACAUUCCUCCAUGCAAUGGGUGGUGUUGCCCCUAAAAACAUCAUCACAGACCAGGACUUUGCAAUGAGGAGUGCGAUCGACGAGGUCUUCUUGAA
Aegilops tauschii subsp. strangulata is the source of this 1232-nucleotide messenger RNA. Lineage: Eukaryota; Viridiplantae; Streptophyta; Magnoliopsida; Poales; Poaceae. The record is from RefSeq and is a predicted model, not a curated record.